Tetrahymena thermophila SB210 is the source of this 318-nucleotide messenger RNA. Its product is annotated as transmembrane protein, putative. NCBI's taxonomy places the organism in Eukaryota, Ciliophora, Oligohymenophorea, Hymenostomatida, Tetrahymenidae. The record is from RefSeq and is a predicted model, not a curated record. The transcript is spliced from 2 exons.
AUGGAUUCUGUUCUUAAAGUGGAUAAUGUAGCAAUUGUGAAAUUAGCUAAUGCUUAUCAAGUAGCGCUUCAAAUACCUGCUAAGAUCUUGUGUUACCAUCUAAAUAUUAAUGCAAAGAUAUUAACGGCAUAUGUCAAAGUUUAGAAUCUUCUAAUUGUUAUAUUUGCCCAACUGGUUAUUGUUUAAUCGAUAAUAUGUGUAAAGGUUCCACUGAAUUAUUAAAGUUAGUUUAAGAUAAAUCAUGCUUUAUAUAUGAACCAAAAUCAAAUUCAUGCAUACUUAAUAACUUAAAUGUUCCAAAUCAAAUAGGAAAUAUGA